AACACUGCGUGUGUCAUGUGUCAGAGUUUAUAGGUUAGAAGUUUGUGCAAUUUGCAAAAGUAAAUUUCUUACAAAAAAUAAAUAACAAUGUUAAUUUAUACAAACGCAAACAAUCCGGCGACUUUAAAACUUUUAAUCGCUGCUAAAUUCGCUCAGAAAAGUGUAGAUAUUAAGGUUGUAGAUGUUAAUGAUGGAACACUUGAAGAACCCAAACAUUUACCCUACGUAAAGACAAGCGACAAUGAGACGAUUUUUGUACCAAAUGCGGGCGUUUGGUGGCUGUGGCCCCCUUCACAACAGGCUGCAACAGCAGCAAGUGAAUAUCUGGAAUGGGAAGCGUCCGUUUUGGCGCCCACUUUAGCCCCCGUCGUGGGGGGCGGCUCCAAACAAGAGAAUUUAAAAUCUUGUUUGAACUCAGCAUUAAAUAAAUUAAACAAGGAUCUUGAAAAUCAGCCCUACUUAUCUGAUAAAAAUUUGAAUGCAAGUGAUGUUGUAGUGUGGUGUACGCUUUACCCACUUGCGCUUGAUGAAACUUUAGCAAAGGAAUAUUUAUCUAAUAAUUUAAAUAUUUUGAAAUGGAUGAAAAGUGUGGAGAGUAAUAAAGAAGUAGCAGAGGCUUUGGCUUCUUUUAAAAUAUCAUCAGGAAAUGCUGCUUAUCAGGCGUUACUUUCAGGGGCUAAAUUUAUAAUUAGUAACAUUUCUACAGAUAAUAAUGUUCAAUCUCCACAAAGUGUGCCUGAAAUUGUCACAAGUGACGAAUUAGAGGCCGCAAAGAAGGCCUGGUUGAAAAAUAUUGAAGAUAUUCCCAUGAUGAAAAGUCGGCCAAAAGUGGUAUUACCUAAAAUUAACGAAAGAAAUAUUUUAAUUACUUCCGCUCUCCCCUACGUCAAUAAUGUCCCUCAUUUGGGAAACAUAAUCGGUUCUGUCCUUUCUUCUGAUGUUUUUGCCCGUUUUUGUCGGAUUUGUAAUUACAACACCCUUUUUAUUGGCGGUACUGACGAGUAUGGAACUGCUACUGAAACCAAAGCAUUAGAAGAAGGUUUAUCAUGUCAAGCAAUUUGUGACAAAUACUACGCCAUUCAUAAAGAUAUCUACAAUUGGUUUAACAUCAGCUUUGAUCAUUUCGGUCGCUCAUCAUCGCCACAACAAACAGAGUUGUGUCAAGAGAUGUUUUUACAACUAAACAACAACGGGUUCAUGUUCACCGAAGCCGUAGAACAGCUCCAUUGCGAAAAAUGUAACCGAUAUUUGGCCGAUAGAUUUGUAGAAGGGGGCUGUCCGCAUCCAGGAUGCAAUUACGAGGAUGCCCGAGGUGAUCAAUGCGACGGUUGCGGAAAAUUAGUGAACGCAGUUGAACUGAAAAACCCCCGGUGUAAAAUUUGUAGAAAUACGCCAAAAUUGAAAACAUCCACCCAGUUUUUCAUUGAUUUACCCAAGUUGGAGCCUCUUUUGCUGCACUGGAUGAAACAAUCGGCUCCUGGAUGGUCAAGCAAUGCUCAAGUCAUCGGAAAAGCCUGGAUAAGAGAAGGUUUGAAACCAAGAUGUAUCACUCGGGACUUGAAGUGGGGCGUCCCGGUGCCCCUCAAGGACUUCAAAGACAAGGUUUUCUAUGUCUGGUUUGACGCCCCCAUUGGAUAUAUGUCGAUAAGUAAGGCCUACACUGAGAAGUGGGAGGAGUGGUGGAGACCCAAACCAGAACAUAAGAUAACAUUGUAUCAGUUUAUGGCGAAAGAUAAUGUACCGUUUCAUGCUGUUAUGUUCCCGGCUUGUCUUUUGGGGGCCAACAAAGGCUACAUUAAAGUUUCGCAUAUUAUGUCGACUGAGUAUUUGAAUUACGAGGACGGUAAAUUUUCAAAAUCGAGAGGAGUUGGGGUUUUUGGAAAUGAUGCUAGAAAUACAGGCAUUCCGAGUGACGUUUGGAGGUUUUAUUUGUUGUAUGUGAGGCCCGAAUCGCAAGAUUCGAGCUUUAGUUGGUCAGAUUUGGCGACGAAAAAUAAUUCCGAAUUAUUGAAUAAUCUCGGAAAUUUCAUUAAUCGAGCGCUUGUGUUUGCGAAAAACAAUUUUAAUAGCACUGUCCCUGAAAUGCAACUCACGAAAGAUGAUUUUACUCUUUUGGUUUUGUGCACAAGGGAAUUAAAAAGUUACGUAAACUGUCUUGAAAAAUGCAAAUUGAGAGAUGGCAUUAGACAUAUUUUGUCCAUCUCGCGUCUUGGAAAUCAAUACAUGCAAUUUAACCAACCUUGGGUACUCCUCAAGGGAACCCCCGAAGAGAAGGUUCGUGCAGCAACUGUUGUGGGGCUUUGUUGCAAUAUUGCGGCUUUGUUGGCAACACUGUUACAUCCAUACAUGCCUGACACCAGUGAUACAUUAAAGAAACAGUUGAAUUGCGCAAACACUGCUCUUACACCAGAAAGCCUUGAAAUAAGGCAACUUUUACCACCGGGUCACAAACUGGGCAACCCAGCGCCACUUUUUGCCAAACUAGAACCGGCGAAAGUUGACGAAUUGAAGAAAAAAUUCGCAGGGGAGCAAACGAAAUCUCGACAAAUGAACGGCGAAUUAAGCGUGUCUGAUUUGACUAAAAGUAUAAGCGAGAUUGAAAACCGAUUAAAAGCUUUAAAAUCAAGUAAAACGGAUAAAAAGUGGAUAAAGGAAGAAGAAGCAAUCCUUACUGAUCUGCGAUCAAAACUCAACUCGCGUCUGCAAAACAACAAAGAUGACAUUAAAAGCAUAGAAGACCAAAUUGCGGUUCAGGGUUCAAUCGUACGAAAAAUGAAAGAAGGCGGGGCUAGUAAACCCGAAUGGCAACCAGAAGUUGCGAAAUUGCUUGAAUUAAAAGCAAAGUUGGCUAGCCUUCAGCCACGUUAAUUUAUUUUUAGUGGGUAGAAAAGUAAAAAUGAGGUUGCGGUGUUCGAAUUAUUUAUUUGACUAUUUAUGUAUGACUGGAUAUACAUAUGCUAAUGAAA
Tribolium madens (black flour beetle) is the source of this 2966-nucleotide messenger RNA. RefSeq names its product methionine--tRNA ligase, cytoplasmic (gene MetRS). The transcript is spliced from 11 exons. NCBI's taxonomy places the organism in Eukaryota, Metazoa, Arthropoda, Insecta, Coleoptera, Tenebrionidae. Gene Ontology annotation, molecular function: ATP binding; methionine-tRNA ligase activity. Gene Ontology annotation, biological process: methionyl-tRNA aminoacylation. Gene Ontology annotation, cellular component: aminoacyl-tRNA synthetase multienzyme complex; cytosol. The coding region runs from base 88 to 2868 and encodes 926 amino acids. The record is from RefSeq and is a predicted model, not a curated record.